This is a messenger RNA of Parasteatoda tepidariorum (common house spider), 1395 nucleotides long. RefSeq lists its product as uncharacterized. The record is from RefSeq and is a predicted model, not a curated record. Lineage: Eukaryota; Metazoa; Arthropoda; Arachnida; Araneae; Theridiidae.
CUGAAAAACUAUUUGAUGUUUUAACUACUGAUAACAAUGAAAAUUCAUGAAAGAUUUCGUUACUUGGCAUAUUUUUGUGUAAUAAUAAAUCUACACACAGAUUUUAAAAAUGAGAUCACUUUCACGAUUGUGCAAAUUUGUUAAAAUACUAAAGCACACGAAAUGAGAAGGCUGAGAAUGUUUUUCUUAGUUCUCUUUGCUUUAAUUCAGCAGCAUUCUGUUGAAAGUUUUCCUCCAGAUAUCCAAAAUAUAGACGAAACAGAUAAUAGUCCACGGUAUAACAUCUUGAAAAAUUUAAAUGAAGAAGUUGAGGUAAAAGCAAACUCUUUAAAAGAAGGAAACCAUUCCAAAUUCUCAUAUUUAUCAAAAGAUUCAAACAACACGGAGAAUUUUAAAGAAAAUUAUAAUGAGUUUAAGGAUAAAUCUACGAUUGAUGACGUAACAGGACAAGAAUCAACCUAUUUACUUCGAAAAUCGAAUUUUUCAACCACCCCUGAACCAGACAUGGAAACGAACUCAACUGUAACUGAAAAUUAUAACAGUGAUGAUGGCAUCUCUGAUGAAUUAACUGAUAAUCAAAUGACAGCGUUAAGUGUUCAUAUAGAUAGUUGGUUUGGUGAUGAGGUAAAUGAUGUGAUAAUUCACGAUAAUGGGACUUCAUUUACAGUUAUGCCAAGUACAGUAUUUGUAACAGAGGAAAUACCAGAACUGGAAAACGAUAAUGAUGCCAGUAUCAUACCAAAUUCUUUUGAGAAUGAGAGUUAUAAUUCUGGUUCAGUAGUAAGUGAUGUAGGUUCUAUGAAACUUGAAAAAAGAAGCACAAAUAAAAGGUCCUUGAGAAAAAAACGCCCCAAAAGAGAUGAGGAAAGCCCAAUUGAUGAAAAAAAAUGUCGAGUUCCAAGGUUCAUGAAAUAUUCACAUCUGGAUUGCACAAUUUAUUCAUCUGAAGUAAAAUGUAAUCAAACAUGUGUAUAUGGAUACGUGUUCAAUAACCAUCCUGCAAGAAACAGAAUGCAGAAAUGCAACAGAAAAAAGGGGAAAUGGUCUCCUUCUAGAUCAUUCUCUGAUUGUGUGCCUGGAUACAACUGCAACGUCGAGCUGAAGCCUGGUGGUAAAAAAUAUUGCAAAUAUAAUUCUAUGAAACAUCGGCCAUGGUGUAAGAUAGCUUGUUCAUCAAGUCAAAAUGUUAAAAAGCAACAAAAGUAUAAAUGUUCACGAAACAGAAAGACCGGCAAACCAGAGUGGAAGCCAGCAUUGCCAUGGUGCGCAAAACCUGAAACAGGGACCUGAAGGAGAAGUUUAUUCUUUAGUCUAGAAAAUGGAAAAGCAUACUAGAAUUACGAAGAAAGGAUUCAAUCAAAAACUUUUUGUAUAAACUUUUUUGUAACAAUUAUU